Molecule: messenger RNA, 9223 nt
Organism: Myxocyprinus asiaticus (Chinese sucker)
Lineage: Eukaryota; Metazoa; Chordata; Actinopteri; Cypriniformes; Catostomidae
Gene: scn1laa
Product: sodium channel, voltage-gated, type I-like, alpha
Exons: 28
Coding region: 258-6149 (1963 amino acids)
Biological process (GO): sodium ion transmembrane transport; membrane depolarization during action potential; neuronal action potential
Cellular component (GO): axon; plasma membrane; voltage-gated sodium channel complex
Molecular function (GO): voltage-gated sodium channel activity
Source: RefSeq, a predicted model, not a curated record
CUUGGGGGAAGUUGCCAUACUGUUUAUUUCCCCCUGCACCACAACAACAAGUUUUGCUCUCGGAUGCUGAGGAUUAUUUUCCCUCGAGCGCAUGUUGACAGAAAUUCCCUCAAAUUAGCUGGACGAUGAUGUGGGGUUCACUGAGAAGACAUGACAGCUGUCCUAGCACUGGUUGACGCCCUGGUUAUCAAUGUUGGUCGAUUCUCAUGCAGACGUGUUGCGAAUCACUCUAAACAUUCAGGAUUCAGGAGGAGAAGAUGGCGCAGAUGUUUACCCCACCAGGACCAAAAAGUUUCCGUCAGUUCACCCGUGAAUCUCUUAAGGCCAUCGAGAGCCGGAUCGUGGAGGAGAAUGCCAAGAAGUCAAAGGAGAAACGGGAGAGAUGUAAAGAUGAUGGAAGUGGCACGAAACCCAACAGUGGCCUGCAGGCUGGGAAAAAACUGCCGUUUAUAUAUGGAGACCCUCCCAGAAAAUUUCUGUCCACACCUUUGGAAGACCUGGACCAGUUCUACAGCAACCAGACAACUUUUAUAGUAGUUAACAAACAGAAGACAAUCACCCGCUUCAAUGCCUCUCCUGCCUUGUACAUCUUCAGUCCCUUCAACCCUCUGAGGAAAAUAUCAAUUAAGAUUUUGGUACAUUCAUUGUUCAGCAUGAUUAUUAUGUUUACUAUACUGGCCAACUGCGCUUUCAUGACCUACGCACAAACUCCAGACUGGGCCAAGAAUGUCGAGUAUACAUUCACUGGGAUAUACACCUUUGAAGCGCUCAUAAAGAUUACGGCUCGGGGAUUCUGUGUGGGUCAGUUUACGUUCCUCAGGGACCCGUGGAACUGGUUGGACUUUAUUGUUAUUGUAAUGGCAUAUGUAACAGAGUUUGUGGAUCUGGGCAAUGUGUCUGCCCUGAGAGCAUUCAGAGUUUUGCGAGCCCUCAAAACUAUAUCCGUUAUUCCAGGGCUGAAGACAAUCGUUGGAGCUCUGAUCCAGUCGGUGAAGAAGCUGUCCGAUGUGAUGAUAUUGACCCUGUUUUGCCUAAGCGUCUUUGCCUUGGUCGGACUUCAGCUUUUCAUGGGAAGUUUAAAACAUAAAUGUGUACUGGAGCCGCCCAACGCCACCCUGGAUGAGAACAAAGAUCUGUAUCUUAACUGGACACCUGCCUGUAAUGCCACCAACACAGACUACUGCAAGAAUUAUAUUAGUAAUCCUGAUAAUCAUUAUAUGAUAUCAGGAAAGAAGGCUCUGAUCUGUGGGAAAAGCAGUGAUGCAGGGCAUUGUCCAGAGGGAUUUCUCUGCUUGAAAACAGGUUCCAAUCCCGAUUAUGAUUACACAAGCUUUGAUAACUUUGGCUGGGCCUUUCUCUCUCUAUUCAGACUGAUGACUCAGGAUUAUUGGGAGAAUCUUUACCAACAGACUCUUCGGGCAGCGGGGAAGACCUACAUGAUUUUCUUCGUACUGGUCAUCUUCCUGGGAUCUUUCUACCUGGUGAACCUAAUCUUGGCAGUGGUUGCCAUGGCAUAUGAUGAACAGAACCAAGCCACUAUUGAGGAGGCUUUGAAGAAAGAGGAGGAGUUUAACACCAUGAUUGAGCAGCUCAUGAGACAAGAAGAGGAAGAGCAGGCCGCAGCGUCAAAGUGUGAUGAGCUCAGUGGAGGAAUGACGGAGAGCUCUUCUGACACUUCCAAACUCAGCUCCAAAAGUGCCAAAGAAAGACGCAACCGCAGAAAGAAGAGACAGCGUCAGGGAGAAGGCGAGAAAGAUGAAAAUUCAAGCGUUAGAAAGAACAGCUUCCGAAACAACCUGCGCUCAUAUAAGAGGACUUGCACAUCUCCACACCAGUCCCCCCUGAGCUUCCAGGGUUCCCCCCGUCGGGACAGCAAAACUAGCAUCUUCAGCUUCCGCGGCCGUGUGCAUUCCGAAAACAACUAUGCUGAUGAUGAGCAAAGCUUGUGUGAGGAGACAGGCAGUCGGAAAGACUCCCUGUUUGUACCUUGUCGUACUGAACGUCUCUACAGCAACGUUAGCAGAGGCAGCCUGACGCCACGCUUACUGCUGCCCUCUAACGGAAAAGUGCGCUAUGUGGUUGACAGCAAUGGCCUGGUGAUGGUGGCGGGCGGAGCUUCUACACCCAACUCGCCCUCAGGACUAUUAACGCCACAGGUGUCCAGAAAAAAAACCAUGUUUGCCGACACUUGUGGUGACACAGAUGAAGAGUUCAGAGGACGUUGUGAUUCCCAACGUUUCUCAGUGGCUUUUCUACAAAACCAGUCAGCGAGACAGCGAGCUCUGAGCGUAGUGAGUGUCAGCAACAACCCUACUGACAUGACUGAGGUUUGGAAACAGAAGUGUGUGGAUUGCUGGUUCGAUUUUGCAGAGAAUUAUCUAAUCUGGGAUUGUUGUCCUGCGUGGCUGAGGUUAAAGAAGUUUGUCCACAUGAUUGUCAUGGACCCGUUUGCUGACCUGUUCAUCACAAUUUGCAUUGUGAUAAACACAGUGUUCAUGGCCUUGGAAUAUCAUCCCAUGGAUGACUACUUUUCCAAAGUGCUUUCAGAUGGCAAUGUGGUAUUCAUCGGAAUCUUUACAGCAGAAAUGAUUUUAAAAAUCAUUGCUUUAGACCCGUAUAAUUAUUUUCAGGAAGGCUGGAAUAUCUUCGACAGCAUCAUUGUCACUCUUAGUCUGCUAGAGCUUUGUUUGACAAAUGUGUUGUCUGGAAUGGGUUUCCUUAGGCCAUGCCGAUUGCUGAGAGUCUUCAAACUAGCUAAGUCCUGGCCGACUUUAAACAUGCUAAUCAAGAUCAUAGGUAACUCACUCGGAGCCUUGAGCAAUCUGACAUUGGUGCUAGCCAUCAUCGUCUUCAUCUUCGCGGUGGUGGGCAUGCAGCUGUUCGGAAAGAACUACCGCGACUGCGUGUGUAAGAUUUCUGAAGAUUGCACUCUUCCUCGCUGGCACAUGAACGAUUUCUUCCACUCGUUCCUCAUUGUCUUCAGGGUGUUGUGUGGGGAGUGGAUCGAGACCAUGUGGGACUGUAUGCAAGUGGCGGGACAGCCCAUGUGCUUGAUAGUCUUCCUCAUGGUCAUGGUGAUUGGGAAUCUGGUGGUUCUGAACCUGUUCCUUGCACUGCUGCUCAGCUCCUUCAGUGCUGACAACCUCGCGGUCACCGACGACGAAGGCGAGAAGAACAACCUGCAGAUCGCGGUUGGUCGAAUCAAGAAAGGUUUUGCCUUCGUUAAGGACUGUCUGCAAAGUUUCUUCCGAAGCAGCUGUUUAAGACGGAAGAAGAAAAAUAAAACUAGAGAUGGGAACAUGCAAUCGUUGAACAACUACGAAAUAAAAGACAACCCCAACCACACCGCAUUAGAGCUCUUUAAAGACCCUGGGGGAAUGGCCGGGGUGGAUAAAUACUGUGAGAAUUUCAUCAGCAACCCAAGCCUAACCAUCAGUGUCCCAAUUGCUGAAGAAGAGUCUGAUUUUGAGUGCCUUAACACAGAGGAUUUUAGCAGCCUUUCAUCAGACCUAGAUGAAGAUAAAGAGAAGCUGGCUGACAUGGAUCCGAGUUCAUCUGAGGGCAGUACGGUGGAUCUCAGACACUUUGGACAUGCUAAAGAUGGACAAGACACACUGGACUUUGAGAUGGAGGAAUCCACAGAGCCAGAAGCCUGUUUCACACCAGGUUGUAUCCAGAAGUUCCCAUGCUGCCAGGUGAAUGAUGAGAAGGGCUUUUGGAGAACAUGGUGGACUUUAAGACAAGCAUGUUACAACAUAGUGGAGCACAGCUGGUUUGAGACCUUCAUAGUCUUCAUGAUUAUACUAAGCAGUGGCGCUCUGGCAUUCGAGGACAUUUACCUUGAUACAAGGAAAACUAUAAAGACCCUACUGGAAUAUGCGGAUAAAGUUUUCACUUACAUCUUCAUUCUUGAAAUGCUACUGAAGUGGGUCGCAUAUGGAUUUGCCAAAUACUUCACCAAUGUCUGGUGCUGGCUGGAUUUUGUAAUUGUUGAUGUCUCACUGAUCAGUCUGGUGGCCAAUGCCCUGGAGUACUCGGAGCUGAGCGCCAUCAAAUCUCUCCGAACACUGAGAGCGUUCAGACCACUGAGAGCUCUCUCACGCUUUGAGGGAAUGAGGGUUGUCGUGAACGCUCUUCUAGGAGCCAUCCCCUCCAUCAUAAACGUUCUGCUGGUCUGUCUGAUCUUCUGGCUGAUUUUUAGCAUUGUGGGUGUCAACUUCUUUGCUGGAAAGUUUUAUGAAUGUGUAAAUGGUUCAGAUCAGCGUCUGCCUGUCACAGAGGUCAAUAAUAUGUCAGAAUGUGACACUGUGAAAUUGGGCAAUAAUGCAACUCGCUGGAAAAAUCUGAAGAUUAACUUUGACAACGUUGGAAACGGAUACCUGGCCUUGUUACAAGUGGCCACCUUUAAAGGCUGGAUGCCUAUUAUGUAUGCGGCAGUAGACUCUCGCAAACUAAACGAGCAGCCAGUCUACGAGGUGAAUCUGUAUAUGUACAUCUAUUUUGUAGUCUUCAUCAUCCUUGGAGGUUUUUUCACAUUAAACCUCUUCAUUGGAGUCAUCAUUGACAACUUCAAUCAGCAAAAGAAAAAGUUUGGAGGUCAGGAUAUUUUCAUGACAGAAGAGCAGAAGAAAUAUUACAACGCUAUGAAGAAGCUUGGGUCAAAGAAACCUCAAAAACCAAUUCCAAGGCCAGCUAACAAGAUUCAAGGAUUCAUCUUUGACAUCGUAACCAACCAGGCCUUUGAUAUUUUCAUCAUGGCACUGAUAUGGCUCAAUAUGGUGACUAUGAUGGUUGAAACUGACGAUCAGACCGAAGAAAUGGAUCGUGUCCUGUACUGGAUCAAUUUGACGUUCAUUGUGCUCUUCACCUGCGAAUGUUUGCUGAAGAUGUUCUCGUUACGACAUUACUUCUUUACCAUUGGCUGGAAUGUAUUUGAUUUUGUCGUGGUCAUUAUGUCUGUAGUUGGCAUGUUCCUGUCUAAAGUCAUUGAGAAAUACUUUGUCUCGCCCACAUUGUUUCGUGUAAUUCGCCUUGCCCGGAUUGGCCGCAUACUACGCCUUAUCAAAGGGGCCAAGGGGAUACGGACCCUUCUCUUUGCUUUGAUGAUGUCACUUCCAGCCCUCUUCAACAUCGGACUUCUGCUCUUCCUCGUCAUGUUCAUCUACGCCAUCUUUGGCAUGUCAAGCUUUGCCUAUGUCAAGAAAUCGGGAGGCAUUGAUGAUAUGUUUAACUUCGAGACUUUUGGCAACAGCAUGUUGUGUUUGUUUCAGAUCACCACCUCGGCAGGCUGGGACGGCCUCCUGGCGCCUAUGCUCAAUAGCAAAGAACCCGAUUGUGACCCUAAGCGAAAAUUCAGCAACAAUGUAGUGGGUGACUGCGGCAACCCACCUAUUGGCAUCUUUUUCUUUGUCAGCUACAUCAUUAUAUGUUUCCUGAUCGUGGUGAACAUGUACAUUGCUGUGAUAUUGGAGAACUUCAGUGUGGCCACUGAAGAGAGUGCAGAACCUUUAAGCGAAGACGACUUCGACAGGUUUUACGAGGUUUGGGAGAAGUUUGAUCCUAAAGCUACACAGUUCAUUGAGUACAGCAAGUUGUCGGAUUUUGCAGAUUCUCUGGAUCCUCCAUUGCGUAUACCCAAACCCAACAAACUCCAACUGAUGUCCAUGGAUUUGCCGAUGGUGAGUGGUGAAAGAAUUCACUGUCUGGAUAUUUUGUUCGCGUUCACUAAACGUGUUCUUGGGGAAGGUGGUGAGAUGGAUGUCCUUCGUGGACAAAUGGAAGAACGAUUUAUGGCGUCCAACCCCUCCAAGGUCUCUUACGAGCCCAUCACCUCAACCCUACGCAGAAAGCAUGAAGACAUGUCAGCCGCGAUAAUUCAGAAAGCCUUUAGGAAGCACAAGAUCAGACAUAGUAAGUUCAAUAAUAAGUACCGAGAGACAAAACAGCAAAAUGGGAAGGUUCCCAGAAAAGACUCUACGUUUAAUGACAAAUUUAUCGACAUUGGAACUUCAGACAAUUCAGACGUAACACCUUCCACGUCCUCUCUGCCAUCGUACGAUAGCAUGACGCAAAAAGACAAAAACAAAUACGAGAAAGACAAGUGUGAGAAAGAAAAGGAGGGCAAAGAUACCAGAGAAAAGAAAGAGUGAAGUUCAAAGAUGCCGCUCUGUUUUUUAAUUGACAUGGGAACAUUUGUUUACAACUUUUCAAGGUGUUUUGUCAGUGUCAGUUGACCUUGCUUCUUUGGAGUGGAUGUCUAUCCCAUACUGCCUUAGCAUACUUGAACUUUGGGCCUAUUCUGGAGCUGUGAAUAACAUAGAGGUGUUCACGCUAUUUAUGAGAUUGAACAGCAAUGUGAUGCUGUGACUACAAAUGGAAGUGCAAACAGUGAUGCGCCAGCUGAUACAGCUGGAUACAGCAGUCAAAUGGGAAUGCCUACUAGCGAUCAACAGCACUGAGACUCACCAAACUUCUGCUGUUUAAUCACUGUCAGUGUGAACGAGGCUUUAGGCAGUGAAGCUGCUAUGUUUAUCCUGUUUCAUUCGCUGGCUAAAAAAGUCUGUUUUGGAACUGAGUGUUGUGAUCUGAUAUGUGUAGUUUAACUGUGUGUUCUCCAGCACCUAUGCAUGCCAGGGCUACACUCAGUGUCUAGCAUUUAAAGGUGAAGUUUGUCAUUUCAGCGCCAUCUAAUAGAAUUGAAAAAAAUAAUAACUGUUUUCAAACAAGCUUCAAACACUCCAACUGUCUACCAUUGGUCAAACAGAUAGUUCUGCCUCAAGCUCAUGCUAUUGGUUGAGGCAAUGAUGUUAUGACUGGCCCAGGGGGUCAAGAUUUGGCUAGUUAGCUUUAAUAGUAAUCCUACUAGUAGAUGCUGUAUCAAUACCAGUGAGCUGGUUUACAAAGACAGCAGAAAUCCUUUAUUGCGAUAAAGCUGCUUAAGACACAAAAACACAUCACUCCCUUAAACAUGCGGCUCAGUAAGUAAGCUGCUUUUUCCACAGCAAUGUAAUUUCCCAGUGAAACUGGUGUAAAUAAUGAAUACUGCAUCUGAGGACGACAUCGCUAUUUUGUGUUCUCUGUUGCUUCGCUAUAUUCCCAGAUGUCCCACAGUUGUUUCUUUGUUUGUUUCCAUUGCAACCUGCCGAGGCAUUGUGCUACAAUAGUGGGGUUUCCCUCUUACGUCAUACUCCGGGAUUCCCCCAGUGCACUUGAGCGUACAGUAUAUGUACAAGCACACUCUUCAAAAACCCAUAAGAACUUUGCUUAUGCAUUUCCAUGGCCACAUAAGCCACAUUCUCUGGCAGAAACUUGGGUGCAUUAAACCGCUUUCUCUUGGAGAAAAUGAAGAUUGCGUUUACAUGAUGUUUCAGAACGCCGCUUUCUAAAAAAAAAUCCUGGAAUAAGCUGGUCCUUAUGUGUGUAAAAAGCAUCUUUCUUAAUUGAUGGCCAUUCAAAAGUACCUAUAUAUUCUGACGAAAUAACAUUUUUACUAGCAACAUAUAAAUUCAAAUAUUUUAUUGUAUUAUAGUAGAUGUUUUACCAGUGCUUACAUUUUUUUGUAGGGCUCUUUAAGGUGUGAAUUAGACAGAUAUUUUUCCCUGUCUGCUACCUUUGACAUCAAAGCUCAGAAUUGUUGCUUUUAAAUAGUUUAGGAUUGUGCACAUUCUUGUGGUGCCUUCAGACAAUCAGCGUAGUCAAGACACAAUUUUUUUUUAGCUCCAGAGUAAUUAGUAUUUACAACUCAGGUGAUUGAAUUUAGAAAUAUAUUGGCAAGUAUGCAAGAUACAUUUGCUCCAACAUCCAUAUUGCAAUUCCGUUUGUUGCCUCUAGUGUUGCAGAAAUUACAUACUUCACUUUUAAAUGCCAUUUAUUCAACAAUUUGUGUUUUGUUUUUUGAGAGAGAAAAAAUAAAUGUUUCUAACAUGUUUGUUUUUUAAGAGGGUGUGUGAUUGUUGUAAUGUGUUGCACUGUCCUAUUUUACUUGAGACAGAGUUGAUGUAUUUCUUCAAAGGUUCCACGAGCGAUUAUUGACCGUAACUGUGACUACAGUUGAACCAGCGAGUCUGACCUGGUUGUCAAUAGAAAGGUAAUUGUAAUUGCAUGAAUGCUCACCUACAGUCAUAUACCAAGGCAUUUUCCCUCUCAGUAUUUUAGAAUGGCUCACUGCCUCUCAGGUCUUUUAAACAUGCUAGAAAGCCAUUCGCACAUGUGCCUGCCCAACACCUGCCUCAGCCGAGAGCUUGCAGCAAACUCUGUUCAAACAACUCUUUCCCCUGUACUCUAAGAGGAUCCUGCACAUGAAAAAGCUUUAAUGAGCAUUUUAAAACAAUGAUGGUGAUCUGGACCUUGUUUACCUUGUCUUAUAUGCUGAAGCCAAAAGUGAAGUCAUAAAAUUCUUUCAACAUUUAUGUCUUUGCAAUUUUAUAUUUUCUCUCAAAAAUGAUCCUUUACAUGUGUAACUAUAUUUUGUAGGAAAAAACAAUCUGUUAUGUAAUUUCUAUAAAGCAUAAAUGAUAGGUCUAUAUAGGGAAUGUGAAAGGUAGGUUAUGCAUCAUAAAAGCUAACAUAUAAAUGACAAAAUCAGGACUCGUACUUAUGCUAAAGAAUAUAUGGGAAAUGUAACUAUUUUAAUUUUGCUGAAAUUAUAUUGUGAAAUAUUACCAUUUUUAUUUGUAUUAUGCAUUUGUUCUAUAUAAAUGACAUUAUAAGAAAUGUGUACCACUUUUGUUUACAACAUUUUUCACCAAUGAAGAAAUGAUUGAGAUUGAGCGAGUUUAAAUUCAAUUCUGAGCAGUUCUAGUUACAUGUGUUUAUCAUCAGAUUUUGCUUGGCAUGCAGAUCUAUCUUUACAAUGACAGAAGACUUAAAUGAGUCAACUGUUUGUUAUAAUCAAGGAAUAUUGUGACAUCAGAAUUCCUGUAUUUGUUUACAUUUUUAUAGUCAUGAAUUUGAUCAUUUUUCAUUUAGUUUCUUUAAGGAUCCAGGAUAUAAUAUAUUCCACAUUAACACUAUUGUACAAUACAGUUGGUAUAACUGCUCCUUAUGAAUGUGACUUGUAUUGAAAAAAAUAAUUAUUGGUAUGUUUUCGAAUUUAUACAAAAUAAAUAUCAAAAUAGCUUAACAAAACAGAAAUCAUAGCAUUUAUAGCCUAUGCAUCAUGCUUGUAGUCUGUAAGUUAAACUGCAUGCGAGGUAUCAUUCAGUUAUUGAAGCCAAAAUAAUAA